GUCGGCCUGCGCGGUCCCGGGUGGGCGCUCCGCCGCGGCGUUCGGGCCUCCAGCCCCCGGGGGCAGCUGGCGGGGGGAGCUGUCGAGGCCCCUUGGGCGGCUCAGGGGGCGAGGCCCGCCCUUUCUGCAGGGCCCGGGCCGUGUCGGACGGGGCAGCGGCAGCUCCCGCGCUGCCCCCCCCUUCGUCCGCCCCUCGCAGCAGCCUUCCCCGUCGCCCUCGGGGACCCUGGGGCUCUCUCCCUCGGCCUGGGCGGCUCGUGUCAGGGAUUUGUCGGAAGACGUCAUCAUCCGUGGUAAUUCUAGAAGCUAUGGAUAUACUCUUUAGAAUAAGAGGAGGCUUGGAUCUUGCAUUUCAGCUAGCAACUACUGAUGAGGCAUCAACAAAAAAGGCAUUAGGAUAUGUUUUCAGUGAUCUUGCAAACAAACUGUCCUCAGAUGUUCUUGUAUUAAGAAUUUGCCACAGUUCAGUCUAUGUGUGGCCUAACAGUGGUAUGAACACUGUUCCAGAGCUGACUGAUGAUUCUGCUUGUAAGGAGAUAAGACGAUUUAUACAAUUUAAUCAAGAUGAUGAGACCAAACGAAAGCUUGGCAAAAAAAAGGAUAAGAAGUUACAAGAUACGCAGCAGAUAGUCAAUAUAGACCUCAUGUUGGAAAUGACAUCUUCAUUAGCUGCUUUGACUCCAGUCAUUGAAAGGGAAAAUAAGGAACACCACUACAUAAAUAUGACAUUACCAGUUGAUGUUAUUGUAUCUGUUUCUCCAGAAGAAACAUGGGGAAAGGUACAAAAUCUCCUGGUGAAAGCAAUUCACAGGCAAUUAACUGACAUGGAAAGAUGUAUCAUGAAAUAUAUGAAGGGAACAUCAAUUGUGGUACCAGAACAAUUUCAUUUCAUGUUACCAGGAAAAAAUCACCUUGUAACAAUCUCGUAUCCUACAGGUAUUUCAGAUGAUCAACUGGAAAGUUACAGAAAGGAAUUGCAUGGGUUAUUCAAUCUGCCUUGUGACAGACCAUAUUUCAAGAGAGCAAAUGCUUACCAUUUUCCAGAUGAACCAUAUAAAGAUGGAUAUCUCAGAAAUCCACAUUUGCAUCUUAAUUCACCUGGUACAGAGUCUGGUAUGAUUUAUUUAGUACAUGGUGUAUAUAGUUAUCACCACUAUAUGCAGGAUCGGAUUGAUGACAGUGGUUGGGGCUGUGCCUAUCGGUCUUUGCAGACAAUCUGUUCUUGGUUCAAGCACCAAGGUUACAUUGAUAGACCUAUACCAACACACAAGGAAAUUCAACAGGCACUGGUUGAUGCUGGAGACAAGCCGGCAGCAUUUGUUGGGUCACAGCAAUGGAUUGGUUCAAUUGAGGUACAGCUUGUUUUGAAUCAGCUUUUUGGAAUAACAUCAAAAAUAUUAUUUGUCAGCCAGGGUUCUGAACUAGCAUUGCAGGGAAGAGAGCUUGCUAAUCAUUUCAAGACUGAAGGAACUCCAGUUAUGAUUGGUGGAGGUGUUUUGGCUCACACAAUAUUAGGAGUGGCUUGGAAUGAGAUUACAGGGCACAUAAAAUAUUUGAUUCUAGACCCACAUUACACUGGAGGAGAAGAUCUGCAUGUUAUUUUGGAAAAGGGCUGGUGUGGAUGGAAGGGCCCGGAGUUCUGGAACAAGGAUGCCUAUUAUAACCUAUGCCUACCUCAACGACCAAAAACUAUUUAAAUUCCACUGUUACACUGGAACAUGUUAAGACAGAAUACUAGCUGAUCUAGAUAUAACUGUCUUGUUAUUUAUCAAAAUAAUGCUUUAAGUCAAUCAAAACCCAGCUGAAAUAGAAAUGUUGCUUCGAGUAAUUUAAAUUAAGAAAUAUUUUUUCUUAAUGAAACCUCUAAAAAUACGAGUUGUCUUGAUGUGAACUGUAUUUCUUACAAAUACAUUUAUUAGGUAACGAAUAUGCUCUUCUUUUGGCUAGGACAACUUUAUGUUUAUACAGCAUUUUUUGUUAUGCUAAAAUCUUUACGGAUUUUUAUUUUAUGCCCAGUCCUUUUAUUUUAUGGACUUCUUUCUUGCCCAAAAGAUGAACUGUCCUUUACCUUCAGGUUCCAUAUAGCCAGCUGUCUUGUGCACUAUGAAUCUGUUCAAAGGCAUUGUUUGCUGCUGGUACUGUUGAUAACAGCAUUGUAGAAGGGGAGUGGGAGAAAAAUGGCUAUAUGUACAGAAUUUUAUGAACUUUGUUCUCGUAUUUACACAGAAUAAAAUGUGAGUGAAUUGUUGUA
Molecule: messenger RNA, 2251 nt
Organism: Harpia harpyja (harpy eagle)
Lineage: Eukaryota; Metazoa; Chordata; Aves; Accipitriformes; Accipitridae
Gene: UFSP2
Product: UFM1 specific peptidase 2
Exons: 12
Coding region: 309-1697 (462 amino acids)
Source: RefSeq, a predicted model, not a curated record